Molecule: messenger RNA, 5789 nt
Organism: Crotalus tigris (Tiger rattlesnake)
Lineage: Eukaryota; Metazoa; Chordata; Lepidosauria; Squamata; Viperidae
Gene: ITGA2B
Product: integrin subunit alpha 2b
Exons: 29
Coding region: 2044-5103 (1019 amino acids)
Biological process (GO): cell-cell adhesion; angiogenesis; integrin-mediated signaling pathway
Cellular component (GO): integrin complex; external side of plasma membrane
Molecular function (GO): integrin binding
Source: RefSeq, a predicted model, not a curated record
AUGAGAGUUUUGACUUAAUGCAAUGGCUAUGGUCUCAUGCAUGCAAGUCUUGUACCAAAUGACAGAGUCACAAUUUUAUCUGCUGCAAUGUACUUUUCAAGUUUAUUCUUAAAAGUGUAGAAUUCAAUAGCAACAUCUAAGCUUUUAUUCAAAAAUAUGUAUUACUAGUCUGGUAAAUUGGUAAAAAAAAUUGCUUGAAAGAGACUAGUGCCUGACAAAAAAAAAAUUGUUUGCAGGAAAGGCAAUAAACAAUUGUUUAGUGGCUAAGCUGGUGGUCUUCAUCUCAGAAAAUAGAUUCCUUACUUAAAUAUUUUUUUAAAAAUAUCCUUUUGUAUUACAUUCUUUAAUUCAAUUGGUUUGAUUGGAACAGCUUAUAAAUCCUGUGAAUAAAAAUAACAAAAAAUUCUACAAACAAUUUUUAAUUAUAACUAUGAAGCAUGCUGGGAACUAAUGUUGAUAACAGUUGUUUUCUGAAGGUUAACAGUCCAUGCUCUUUCCUCAGGAAGGAAAUGGAGGCUGGGUAGCGAUUUUUUUAAAAAAGUAGCCCUCUUAGUGAAUUUGCUCAUAAUCUGUGAUAUGAAUCACAUCCUGGGAAUCUUGGGGAGAAAAAGUAUUCUACUUAUAAGGAUGACACCUGUUUCCUCUUAGCAUCUUAUAUAAGGAUCUAUCAGAAAUCCAACAUCUGCUAUCUAUGGGGGGGGGGGAGAUGGUUGUGGGGAGGGCAAGUUUGUAAUAUCUCAGCAAUAUCUGUAACUUCUUUAGCAUUUUUUCUACCAAACUUACCUGCUCAUAGAGUCACCAUGUAUUAGAAUUAGGAAAUAUGUUACAAGGGCUUUGUAAAUUUACAGGAAAUUAUCCCACAAAGCAUACUAAAAAUAUAAUGAUUUUAUUUCUAUUUGAGUGGAAACGAGAAGAAGUGCUGCUUUCACAAUACAAACGAUGUUACAUAAGACGUUUUAACAGUUGUCUGCUGGACUUCCCCAACUCUUCUGCAACCCUUCUGAGAAGCAGCAAUAAAAAAGUAAAGUGGGGAUUUGAUUUAUAUAUGCUUGAUUAAGCAUCACUGGCACAAGCAGGAUGGAGUCUUCUAUCUUCAGCCACCACCAUCAUCCCAAAAUGCCCAUUUUUCAUUCAUUUACAGUCUUCAGAUACCAUCUGACUCUUUGCCUCAAGUUCCUCAGGAUCAGUUAAUCGGUUCCUCCUGGAAUAAACAGCUUUGUCAGCCAAUACUGCUUAGAACUCAUUUUGAAUUCUUAGAAUCCAUCUUUUUCCUUGCUUAAGAUUGCCUAAAUUUCCUGGCUAGAAUAUUAACAACCCCUCCCCCCUUUUCAUUUGUUAGAAUUUUUCUUUUUAUUGAGAAACGGCUGUACAUUCUUCUCCCUGCUAAUUUAUCAGUUUAAAGAAUAGUAUGUACAUAAAAACUGGCUGUCAAAAGAGACAACCAGUUUAGUGUAGUGGUGAGGCAUCAGGUUAGAAACUGGAAAACUAGUUCUGCCUUAGGCACUAAGUUGCAAAACUAGGUUACUUUAAGCCAGUUAACUUUCAGCCUGGGAAGGAGACAAAUGGCAAAAUCCUUGCCAAGAAAACCAGAGACUUGUUCAGGCAGUAACUAGGACUCAGGACUGACUUGAAGCACCUGCCUCUCCUCCAUCCCAAAAUCUGUCAGGAUACUUAAGCAGUUAUCUAUUUUAACAAGUCCCCAUCCAACCCCAUCGAUGUAUGAAAAUUGCAGCUCAUAAAUAUAUUAAUAAAUAAUGGCAAUGGAGGGUUAAUGAUGAUGCUUUGUAACAAUUCUUGGGCCCUAAUAGAAGUUUGCUUCGGCUUGUUUCAAAGGCAGCCAUGACACUGUUCCCAUGUUUUAUUGCUAUAUUCAUGGAGGACCUGCUGGGGAACCUCUGCAGGAUGUCUGAUAAAUUGAUAUCUUUAGCUCAUGUUGACUGCAGGGAGGAAGCAAUUUAGGAAAUGUGUCAUGGUUGUGGUUAUUAGGGGUAUGAUAGAGUUAGUUUUAUAGCAUGAACAGCAUAGUGCUGGGAAAGAAGGAAUAUGAAGAAGAUGGUUAAAGGCCACUGGUCCUUGGGUUCGCUGGUCACAGUCUGGCCCUUCCUGGUGGGAUUUCUAUUCCUUUGCCAAAGAGGAUGGACCAUCAAUUUGCAUGCAGAUGCCCCCACUGUGUAUUCUGGCCCUACUGGAAGCUAUUUUGGAUUUGCCUUGGACUUCUUCCAGGACAGUAAAGGAAGCAUGAAUGUAGUCGUGGGGGCCCCUCGGGCCAACACAUCACAGCCUGGUGUGAUAGAAGCAGGUGCUGUGUAUAUGUGCCCUUGGAAGCCUAAUGGUAGUAAAUGCAUCCCUAUUGAGUUUGAUACUAAAGGUGAUCAAGUGGCAAAACUUAGUCUCAUUACUGUGAAAACCUUCAAGUCUAAACAAUGGUUUGGAGCAUCUGUAAAGACAUGGAAACAAAGUAUCAUGGCCUGUGCUCCACUGCAACACUGGAAUGCUAUGGACAAUAAGGAAGAGACCACCAAAACUCCAGUGGGCAGCUGUUUCUUGGCUACAGGAGACCGUCAGAAAUUUUCUGAAUACUCUCCAUGCCGCAAUAUCCAAAUGCACUCUGUUUACAAUUCAAGCUUAGGUGGAAAUGACAAGCGCUACUGUGAAACUGGAUUCAGCGUCACCAUCUCUCAGUCUGGGAGGGUGUUGCUUGGCGCACCAGGUGGAUAUUACUUCACAGGUUUGUUCUAUUCAGUUGCCCUAUCAGAGAUUGAAAUAAAAUAUCCUCGUUCAUCUUCUGCUUUGCUGUGGUACGUGAGCUCAGAACUGGUAACACAGGAUUAUAGAAUAAAGAAAUACCAGGAUGGAUACCGGGGGUACUCUGUGGCUUUGGGGGAGUUUAAUGAAGACUCAACAUCAUCAGAAUAUGUAGUGGGCAUUCCUAACAUGAGCCUGACACGAGGAGGGGUGGAAAUUCUUACAAGGACCUAUACAUUCCACAUUCUCUGGACUCUCCUCAGUGAGCAGGUGGCAUCAUAUUUUGGGCAUACAGUGGCAGUUGCUGAUAUCAAUGGAGAUGGGAAAGAUGACAUUUUAGUGGGUGCCCCCCUUUUCAUGGAGCGCCGCUCAGAUGGGAAACUCUAUGAAGUGGGAAGAGUUUAUUUAUACCUACAGCGGAAGAGCCCACGCCCUUACAGAACCCCUUGGCAGAAGUUGACUGGCAAAGAUACCUAUGGCCGUUUUGGCAUGGCUAUUGCUCCUUUGGGUGAUAUAGAUCAGGAUGGCUACAUUGACAUAGCUAUAGGAGCACCCUUUGCAGGCCAAGAUGGAGGUGGCCAGGUUUACAUCUACCUUGGACACAGUGAAGGAUUGAGUGCAUCUCCAAGCCAGAUCCUCAAGAGUCCCUUUUCUGAAACUGCUGGUUUUGGCUUUGCCAUCCGUGGAGCCUCUGACAUAGAUCUUAACGGUUAUCCUGAUGUGCUAGUUGGUGCUUUCAGGAUCAACAAGGUGGCUGUAUACAGAGCUCAGCCAAUGAUUAUACUCAAAGCCCACCUUUCCAUACCUGAUGUGCUUGAUUCAGAGAAGAAAACAUGUCCAGGAAAACAGGCUAGCUGCUUCAACAUUCAGAUGUGUGUAGGAAUGUCGGGAAAGAACAUUCCAUCAGAAAUUGAAUUAAAUACAGAGUUACAGCUGGACCAUAUGAAGCACAAAUUUGGGAGGCGGGUUUUUUUGCAGCAAACCAACCAACCAAGUCAGAUAUUCCAACUGAAACUAUCCAGAAAAAUUCCCCUGACCUGUAAGAAUGUCACAGUUUACUUACGGGAUCAAGCUGAUUUCAAAGACAAACUGAGUGCCAUUGUUGUGAGCCUCAACUUCAGUUUGGCAUCCUUCUCCAGAGCUGGAAUUCUGCAGCCUAUUCUCUCUGGCCAAUUGAUUGUCCAGGAACAGGUUUCCUCUUAUCCACAGACCCGCAUCAUUCUAGACUGUGGAGAAGACAACAUCUGCAUUCCAGAUCUCAAACUCUCUGCUCACACGAAUGAAGCUUUCCUGCUUGUUGGGGCUGAGAAUGUGGUUCUCAUCCAUAUUACAGCAACAAAUGCUGGAGAAGGAGCCUAUGAAACUGAGUUAGUGGUGGAGCUGCCAUUUGGGGCUUACUUCCAAAGAGCUAACAGCAGUGCACAGAAACUGAUCUGUAAUUUCCGCAAGGAAAAUGAAACCCGAUUGGUGGCUUGUGAAGUGGGCAACCCAAUGAAAUCCCAUACAGAGAUCAAAUUGGAUUUGGAACUAAGUAUCAGCCAGUUAGAAGAUGCCAAUAAUAGCAUUGUCUUUGUGCUUCAACUAAAGAGUAAGAAUAGCCGGAACCCCAACAGCAAUAUAAAAUGGUUGCAGGUUCCACUCAAGGUUGAUGCACAAGUAGAGCUGUUUGGAAUCUCUAUACCAGCUGCAACUGUGCUCCCAUGGACUCCUGAGAACUUUAAAAACAAGAGCAAUGAAGUCGGUGACUAUGGACCGAAAAUAGAACAUAUCUAUCGGUUGCAGAAUGCAGGCCCUAGUACAGUAUCUGGAGCUGAUCUGCUUGUGUAUUUCCCCAGUCACUUCUGGAAAGGCUUUUUGCUUUACAUCACAAGAGUGAGCACAGAAGGCAACAUCAUCUGUUCAUCUACAAAUGAGACCAACCCUCUAAAGAAUUGUAGCAGCCAGUUGUGUACUGUCGUCCACUGCCAAGUGGGAACACUGGAGAGGGACCAUGGAGCUAUGGUGACUAUUCAUUCAGUACUGUGGCUGCCACAUUUCCAGGAGCUUCCAAAGCACCUUCUUAUCCAAUCCCAGGCCCAGUUUAUUGCCACAGGGAUGCCUUACAACAUUCAACCAGAGGUUCUACCCAGUGGGGCUGCCCUGGCUAAAACAUUAGUCGAAUGGGUGAACCCUGAUGCCGAGAGAGACAUCCCUGUAUGGUGGAUCAUAACAGCUGUGUCGGUGGGACUUCUCCUCCUUGCAGUCUCCGUUAUUGUUCUUUGGAAGACAGGCUUUUUCAAGAGAAAGCGACCACCCACCGAGAAUGAAGAGCAGCUAACUCAUGAUUCUGGAGUUCAGUCAGCUGGAGAGGGGCAAUAGAGUAUUCUAUUCCUCCCAUAUCUAAUCUCAUUAUUGAAUGGAUCCAUUCCUUUCCUGCUCAUAUUCUCUAGUGUUCAGAUACCAGCAACAGGCAGUUUGUAGAGAAUGUAAUUUACUCACUCUCUGGAGGUGCAAGUCACAUUUUUGUCAGCUCCUCCAUUUCAGAAAUCAUGUCCUGGCUGCAAAGCUUUGUUAUAAACUCACCAAGUGGAUUACCAAUUGCAGAUUCAAAAACUCAUCUAUUUAUAAUAAUAAAUAGAUAAUGGAAGAUAAUGUUAUAAAAAUUCAAUGCUUUAAAGAAUCCUUCACAACCUAACUUAAAAAUAAAUGUUUUGCUUAUUAAAGGGAGAGUCAGUGGGUAUAAAAAAAAUUGCCUAAUGUAUUAAAUACACAUGAAAAUUGUCUGAUUCCAUCAACCUUCUUGCAGCUAGGAAAAUUCUAAUUUUCUUUUAAAUAAUAUUUUUGUAUAGUGUACUUUGUUCCUUUUUAUAUUAGUUCUCUUUAUUAUAUAAAUCUGUUGCAGACUGUAGUAUUCCUUAAUUAAGGUAUAAACACUCUUGUAAAAAAUCUGUGGGCUGAUCUGAGACACUAUUAAUCAUUUCUCAUUCAUAACUGAUCGGUUUCCAGGUACAAUUCCUUCCCAAUAUUAAAAAAAGAGUAAACAUUAAUAAUUUUUAUACUAACAA